This is a messenger RNA of Encephalitozoon intestinalis ATCC 50506, 285 nucleotides long. RefSeq lists its product as uncharacterized. The record is from RefSeq and is a predicted model, not a curated record. NCBI's taxonomy places the organism in Eukaryota, Fungi, Microsporidia, Unikaryonidae. The transcript has a single exon. Bases 1 to 285 code for a protein of 94 amino acids.
AUGAAGCUUUCUAGUGUGAUGUUUCUAGCUCUGUCUUCUCUUGUCUCUGCUGGCUGGUGGGGAUCGUCUUCUACAACCGAAGGAGGUGACAGCAAUAGCUCACAGUUAUUUGGAAUGGGAAGUCAAGGGGAGGGGGGAAAUCCCAGUACAGAUGGAAAGAGUAACCUGGUUGAGGAGUCGGAAGGACAUAACGACGAAGGUAACGAAGGAGGAGAAGGAUCCAAGAACAACCCUGGAAAGAACGAAAACUCAUCAGGCUUCUGGGAGAGCAAAACACAAGACUAA